AGAAGAAGAAGAAGAAGAAGAAGAAGAACAAGAAGAACAAGAAGCAGGUCCCUCAAGACCAAGAGCACAUAGGCGAACUAAGAAAAGACGGAAGCAAUCUAGUGUACAAAAGGGGAAAAAGCGCUCAGCAAAAAAGCGUCGUCAAGAUAGCUCUCGAAGAACAACAAGUAAACGCUGCAAAUUCUGUGUUGAUCAUAAUCAGUAUGAUGAUGCUGUACCUCACUCAUCCAGACGCGAUCCUCGGUGCCCAAACCAUUUACCAACAAAGGCUAUGAUGAUACAAAACGUGAUUGGCACUAAUCAACGCUCUUUUACAAGAAAGAUUGGCUUAGACAGCUUUAUCAAUCUACCACUACAACAAAAGCAAGCACUGAAAAAUCAAAUCCAAGAAGUUGUCGCCUACCAUCGGGAACUAGUGGUGAAAUCACAUCUUUUUGUUACCUAUUAUAUUUUGGACAAGUGCAACCGCAACCAACCCAUAUCAAAGAAGGUCUUCAAUCAACAGUUCUGGUACAGUACAUUCCAAGUUAUCCUAAACAGACCAAUCACCAACCGAAAUGAAAUGAACGAAGAUUUACGCACUGAUAUCAACAACACUUUCAACAAUUAUCGGGAAACAUUCGGUGAACUAAUGCAGACGGCGGAUAGACCAAAGAAUCAAAUUUACUCACACGUUUUGGCACAUACGGCGGAACAAUCAGCAACAAACUUUCUAAGUAACGUGGUGGAGAAUUUCGAAAAUCGCAGUAUUGCCUUUCUGACUUUGCGUAUCCAACAAUUGGUGGAGGGCAUAAACAAAGGUGAUGCAAGAAAACUUGGUAUUUUCGUAUAUGAAACUUUGGCAAAUGAUGACGCGGUUUUUCCUACUUUAUCGCAAGAAGCACAUAACUUGGAUGGUGAUGUUAUUUUUAAUUCGGUAUCAACACUAUUGGAUGAAACGGAUCUAGGUCCAGAACGUGUGACACUACAUGCGAUCACUGAAAAUCCCCAGGUGUAUCUACAGAUUCUUUAUCGAAUGUUACAACAUAUAGAAGCAUACAACAACAAUGAAAUACAGCUUGCUGCGGAUGUACAGACAGAAGCCAACAGUAGCUGGGCAUAUAAUGUGAUAAAGAAUAUGGAUGGAUUGCAAACACUAGGAAGACGGCGUCGGUCUCGAUUGGUGCGCAGAAUUGUUAGUGCUGUGAACGACAAUCAACCAUUGGAAAGAACUUCAGUCGACUAUAUGGAUGAUGAUUGUUUUGCUCAAAUACACGAACUAAUCAUAACAACACGGCACCAGAUCAACAACUCACUCAUAUAUAUUCAAAACUCGGAAGCUAUUGAUCGCGAAGAAUGCUUUUUACCAGAACUAUGGACUGUUGUGAAAAAGACCCGUGGAUUUAAUUUGGUUCCUUCACCAUCGUGGGCAUUCAAACAUAUUCAAAUUGACAACCGGACCCUCAAGCAGUUGAUCAGAAAAUGUGGUGGCCUCGGAUACGAUUUUAGUGCGGAACGACAUGCCAAUGCUAACCAACUACAGAAGGAUGCAAUGGUUUUUCAUUAUGUGUUUAAUUUUCGAAAACUGAAUGGAAUAAGGGAUGCUAUCUUCAACAACACUUUGACGACAAAUGGCUACGAAGUCAGUGUACUUUUUCAAAAAGCAAACAGCGAAAAUCAACUACCGGAUCUGGAGCCUUCUGAUUUCGAGGAUUGGGAACUGGAGAUAUUCAAAGUGUGGGGUCUUGAUCCUGGAAUGAAAGAAAUUUUUGUAGCAAGCGAUGCAUCUGACCAUUUGGCGUAUCAUUCUCCUGCCGUUGGUGUUAUGGAUGUGGAUUCUGACAAUCAUUCUGAUCGUGAUGACGGUGAUGUUUCUGCUGGUGCUGAUACUGGU
Halteromyces radiatus is the source of this 1873-nucleotide messenger RNA. RefSeq lists its product as uncharacterized. The record is from RefSeq and is a predicted model, not a curated record. NCBI's taxonomy places the organism in Eukaryota, Fungi, Mucoromycota, Mucoromycetes, Mucorales, Cunninghamellaceae. The transcript is spliced from 3 exons. The annotation marks the transcript as partial.